GGUCUGAUGCUGAUUCCUGGUCCACCUCCCAGCCUAACAGCAGGAAAGGAGAAACGAAUAUGCCAGACUUUGUUCCCCUCAACAGUUACGGUUACUUAAUAUUAUGCUCCAUCUACUGGGUAGUGCUCCACAAGUCUGCUCGCCAAAUACAACACUUCACGCAUUUCCUAAGAAUCAGCAGGGGUGGUGCUGCCUCCAUUGGGCUCCCUCUCCGUGGGUCCCUAGGUCGGUGCAGCCGCAGCUCAGGGGAGCCCAGCCCAGCGCAGCCUUCCCUGGGGAUUGUGCUGUGUCUCUCCUCUGCCUCCUCCGUCCCUAACCAGGUUUUCCUGUUUUUAGAUCUUCCUGCACCCAAUUCCCAAAUCACAAGCUCCUUUCUGUUUUGUUUCAUCAAAGAACCCGUUAGAAGAACCAAUAAAUCUCACAUCCAAUGGCCUUCAGUGAUCUUACGUCGAGAACUGUGCGUCUUUAUGAUAAUUGGAUCAGCGAUGCUGAUCCGAGAGUUGAAGAUUUAUUCCUCAUGUCCUCACCUCUGCCACAAACCAUCAUCUUGGGACUCUAUAUUUAUUUUGUCAAGUCUCUGGGACCAAAGCUCAUGGAGAAUCGAAAACCCUUUGAACUCAAGAAAGUGAUGAUAACAUACAAUUUUUUCAUAGUACUCUUUUCUGUGUAUAUGUGUUAUGAGUUUGUGAUGUCUGGCUGGGGGACAGGUUAUUCAUUUGGAUGUGAUAUUGUUGACUAUUCACGGUCGCCCAAAGCUCUGAGGAUGGUAAACACCUGCUGGCUUUAUUACUUCUCCAAAUUUAUUGAGCUGUUAGACACGAUCUUUUUUGUUCUGCGUAAGAAGAACAGCCAAGUGACUUUUCUUCAUGUCUUCCAUCAUACCAUCAUGCCAUGGACCUGGUGGUUUGGAGUCAAAUUUGCUGCAGGUGGUUUGGGAACUUUCCACGCCCUGGUGAACACCGCUGUGCAUGUAGUCAUGUACACCUACUAUGGGCUGUGUGCUAUGGGACCCUCCUACCAGAAGUAUCUGUGGUGGAAAAAACAUCUGACAUCUUUACAGCUUGUCCAGUUUGUCAUUGUCACCAUCCACAUGGGCCAUAUAUUUCUCAUGGAGGAUUGCAAAUACCAGUAUCCAGUCUUUAUGUACAUUAUUAUGUCCUAUGGGUGCAUAUUUUUGCUCCUUUUUCUUCAUUUUUGGUACUGUGCUUAUACCAAGGGUCAGAGGCCUCCCAAAACUGUAAAAAAUGGAAACUAUAAAAACAAACAGUCCUAAAAUACAGCACAACAGGAACCUGUGAUUCAGACUGAUACCUUGUCUUCCUUGACAAUCAAGAAAUAUUUACCUAUGCAAUGCCUUUUGUAUAUUUUUUCAAAAUCAAGAGCUUGUAUUUUUAUGAUAAGUUAUUGGGGUUUCUGAUAUUAAGAGUUCAAAGCUCCCACACAAGUCCUCUGAUUAAAGCCUAGAGCAGCCAGGAUUUUCUCAGCUGCUUUCCAACCUAACUGACAGGUUUUUUUUUUUUUUGUUUAAUACAUUGUGUUACAAUGAAAGGAGGAUGUGACACAAUGUAGUACUCUUCAAAGACGUCCAGUAGAGAUGAAAAAUAUUCGAUAUUUUGAUCACGGACAGAGAUCCACAGAACACAGUAGAUGCCUUCUGCAGGGUUAGCGAGCCUCUGACUGUGGGCUCUGACUGCGUCCCUGGUCAGCUGCACUCAGAAGACGUUGUGCUUACUCUGGAGUUUAGUUCUCAUCCUAAAGUGCUAACGCAGGCAAACAUUAAAUAAAUUUUUGAUAAGGUGUGAUUUUAAAUUACUAAUGAUAAAUUUUAAUGGAUCUUUUGAAUAGCUGCCAUCCGUUUUGCUGGAAGACUUUCUCACAAUGCUUUUGUUGUACAAACUAUUUCAAGAUAGCAGUGCUUUAUCUUACUGUACUGCUACUAUUAACAAUAAGGAGAAGUUAACAUUAUUUUGGAAACAAGGUGAUUUCUUUCGAUUGGCUGUGACAGUUUUGCAAUUAAAGUUUUAUAUCUCUGGAAAGAAAUGAAUGUAUUAAUGAGACAAAUACUGUGUGGUUUAGUGGGGAAAAUCUGGUUUGUUGUAUUAUGUCACUUUUUUUUUUUUUUUUUUUUUUUGGGAUUGAACUUAGGACCCUGCCCUUGCCAGGCAAGUGCUUAUGUUGCUGAUCUAUAUCCUCGGCCCAUCGCUUUCUGAUAUUAUAGUUUGAAGGGUUAUCUCAUUUAAAUAUAUAUUGGUUACAUGCUUACACAUUCAUAUGAUUAGCAUACCAUAGGUAUUUUUAAAUCAUAAAUAAUUUUACACCACUCUUUACACACAAUUUCCAGACAGGGUUUGAGUAGCUUAUCGUGAAGCGGAGACAGGUGAUAACAUAGUAUUUAGGGGAUUAUUUGGUCUAAAAGUAAGAGCUCUUCUACACUGAGAAAUGGAAAAUCUACAUCAUAGUCAUAUACCUCUAGUAUUAUAAGUACACUGCAUGAGAAAGUAUUUUCCAGAAUUUUGAAUUAGUCUGGAUUUCUUUUUUCAGACCUGUAAACCAUAUAAUGAAUGGCUAAAAUUCACUAGGCAUAGGCUUUUUUUUUUUCUUCUUGAGUUGCUACUUUCUAGAUUUAUCUUAUUGUGUAUUCUUAUCAAACAGCCAAAACUACCUAUCAGUAGAGUAUUGCCCAAGAAAUAACAACAUUCGGACAUUUGUGGAUCAUUCCUCAUUGCUUUUUCUCUGGUUAUGCUCCUACUUAAUUUGGAGGGGCUGUUGAGGGCCAGUGCUAUAGUUCAGUGGCACAAGCA
Molecule: messenger RNA, 2801 nt
Organism: Octodon degus (degu)
Lineage: Eukaryota; Metazoa; Chordata; Mammalia; Rodentia; Octodontidae
Gene: Elovl7
Product: ELOVL fatty acid elongase 7
Exons: 8
Coding region: 428-1273 (281 amino acids)
Biological process (GO): sphingolipid biosynthetic process; very long-chain fatty acid biosynthetic process; fatty acid elongation, monounsaturated fatty acid
Cellular component (GO): endoplasmic reticulum; endoplasmic reticulum membrane
Molecular function (GO): fatty acid elongase activity
Source: RefSeq, a predicted model, not a curated record